Dufourea novaeangliae is the source of this 957-nucleotide messenger RNA. RefSeq lists its product as uncharacterized. The transcript has 4 exons. Gene Ontology annotation, cellular component: cytoplasm; actin cortical patch. Lineage: Eukaryota; Metazoa; Arthropoda; Insecta; Hymenoptera; Halictidae. Gene Ontology annotation, biological process: actin cortical patch localization; plasma membrane tubulation; endocytosis. The coding region runs from base 148 to 948 and encodes 266 amino acids. The record is from RefSeq and is a predicted model, not a curated record. Gene Ontology annotation, molecular function: lipid binding; protein binding.
UAUAGAUAACAGUAAGAGUGAUUCUCAAUAUAUAAAAUGCAGAAUCUACCAGUGCAACAAGUUUAUAAGUAAUUGUGGGAAUUUAUUUAAAUAGAUCACCGUGGUCGAUUGAAUAUAAUAUUUGAAUUCUUUUAGUACGUGUGUAAUAUGACGUGGAAUCCUUUAAAAAAGAAUCACUUAACACAGAGACCUACACCAGCACAGUCUCUGUUAUCCCAUGCAGAGGAUAGGGAGCUUGAUAUUGCUGUUCAAAGACUCAUUAAUCUUGAAGAUACAAUUAGAAAACUGAUAAAAGAAAUGAAGAAGUAUAUAGAAGCUGUUCUGAAUUUAGAUCGAGCAGAUCGAAGACUGACAGUAAAUCUGACCACGUGUGGUCUAGCUCAUCUCAGUGAUGAAUUUAGGAAGAUAGUAGAAGACUAUCACUCUGUUACAACACAGGUUGGAGAGACUGUGCAAGAAAUGGCAGUUCUUUGUCAGAAAACUUUCAUUGAACCUUUGAAAAAAUUACGAGACGAGUUUGCUUUAAUAGCUGCCGCAAUAGCUAAACGUGAAGAGCUAGUCACUAAUUGGAAAUACUCUUACAAUCGAGUCAAGAAGUUACAGGAGAAGAAAGACAGAACUGCUAAUCACAUUGCAAAGUUAGAAAGAGAACGAAGGACAGAAGAAGCAGUUGCAAAAGACCUGAAGACUUUCCAUGCUCAAUUGCUUAUUGAAUUGCCAGCGUUUCUAGACAAGAGAUUAGAAUACAUUAAGCCCAGUGUACACGCUUUAAUCACGAUACAGUUAGACUACUAUGGGAGCACGACAAAGUUAUUCACACAUUUAAUGCCAGUUUCAAACGUUUCGGGAUCGCCAUCCAGUGCCAUGGUACCCGAAGACGAGUAUCAACAGUCAGUGGUUAAUGAGAUAAACAGAAUAAGAGCUCUUAUCAUUGUCAAGAAUCAUUAAAUGUCUGGA